AUGCGAUCGGCCAGAGUCCGCUCGCGCUACAUCCCCCGUGAAGGGACACCUGGGGGGACGCGCGUCUCGGAUUCUUCAUCCACGUGGGAGGUGCUCGGCGCGCCCCUCGCCGCGGCGUCGCUCGUCGCGGUCGCCACGCUCGCGUCGCUCGUGAUCGCCUCCUCGAGCGCGACGCCCGGCGUCGACCUCUCGCCGAGGCAUCCCCUCCUGGGCGGCGCGCCCUACCGCGACGUGCGCAUUCCGACCCGCGGCAUCUCGAUGCACCGCGCUUCGAGACCGUCCGAUUUCUGCGCGCUCCGCGACGUCCAUCCGCGAGGGAGCUGGCGCGGCCGCGAUUCCGGUUCCGUCCCGAGGUCCACUCUAUCAGUCGAAUGGCCCACCGAGGAGGGCGUCGCGCGCACCAGGGCGGCGUGCGAGACCCCGCUCAUCCGCCGGCUUCAGGAUUCGGGCGAGUUCGUCGACGCGUUCUGCUUCGUCGUUCACCCCGGCUCGACGAAACUCGGCCGCGUGGACUUCGACGUCGAACCGCUGUGCGACAGCAGCUACAACCUCAACAAGGACGUGGUGCCGGGCGUGCCCGCUUUCCUCGCCAUCGCGGCGACGCGCCUCACCUGCCAGGUCACGGCUCUCGUCGGCAUGUACGACCUGGACGGGCUGCGAGAAAACUCGGGGUAUACGCCGCUGCCAAAGGAGACGCAGCGCGCGCUCGCGGCGGACGGAACCCCGCUGCUGGUGCACCAGACCGCGUCGUUCGACGAGCAAUCUGCCACGUGGAUGCCGGACUUUUACUUUUUGCGGUCCAGGGGCUUCCGGGAAGGCGGGUUCGGGGAUGCGACGCUGGAAGAGAUUGGCGUCGCGGGCGGCGGGGAGGUUUGGGGGAGGGAGGAGGCGCUCGAGCGGAUUCGCGCGCGAUGGCGGCGCAAGAGGCGAUCCGCCUUCUGGCGGGGAUCACCCACGGGAAGGGGACGAUGCGAGGACUUUGAGCGCCUUCGACUCGCGUCGCUUUCGAGGAGCGUCGACGGCCUGGACGCCGGGUUGAUUCGAGACGGGAACAAUUACUUUUGCGACGAUGACUCGCUGACGCGGAUGCUCGGAGAGCGGUGGUGGGCGGAUGAGCACCACGUGUCCGAGCGCGAUUGGCUCGAACACCGCGCGAUCGUCGACGUGGACGGCGUCGCAAACGCCUGGGGUCGCUACUGGCGACUCGCCUCGGACAGCGUCGUCGUGUCGCUCGAGAGUCCCAUCCGCGGAUUCUACAGCGACAGGAUGGUGCCGUGGAAGCACUACGUCCCGGCCACGCUGGACACGAUCGAGGAGGCGGUGCGAUGGGUGCUCGACGACGCGAACGAGGACGCGCAGAUUGAGAUGAUCGCCGCCGCGAACGAGCUGGCGCGGUCCAUCACGUUCGAGUCGGAGGCUCUCAAAACCGGGGAAAGGCUCAAUCGCCUGUUUUGCAUGCGCGAUGACGCGAGGCGAUGA
Molecule: messenger RNA, 1479 nt
Organism: Micromonas commoda
Lineage: Eukaryota; Viridiplantae; Chlorophyta; Mamiellophyceae; Mamiellales; Mamiellaceae
Exons: 1
Coding region: 1-1479 (492 amino acids)
Source: RefSeq, a predicted model, not a curated record